AUGGCUAUCCGCCUUGUCACCUUCGAUGCGAUGCAUACCCUGCUCGUCGCGCGGCUUCCUGUCUACGUGCAAUAUUCCCGGACGUUUGAACCCUAUCUGGGCAUUCUCGAACCAGGCGCGCUCAAGAAGUCGUUCAAGACAGCACUGAAGCAGCUCCAGCAAGAGAAGCCUGUGUAUCAAAGUGGUGCGACAGGCUGGUGGGGAGAGGUCAUCCGACGGACUGCUGUGGGUGCCGGCGCAGACCCCCAAGUUGUAGAUCGUUCACUAGCAGAGAUCGUUCCCAGAUUGUUGCACUGUUUCAGUUCACGCGAAGGCUAUAAGUUGUUUGAUGACUCUAUGCUUGCCUUAAAGCGCCUCAAAGAAGUCAACGUCCAUACUGGACUGAUCAGUAAUACUGAUGUGCGCAUGCACCGAGUAUUAGCGGAUUUGGGCGUACACCAAUACCUUGAUGUCACUCUGCUUAGUGAAGAAGAGGGCAUUGAGAAGCCUUCACGCGAGAUUUUCCUUCGGGCAUGUUCCAGAGUCGGUGUCAAACCUCAAGAGGCCGUGCAUGUCGGCGACGAAUUGAGAGGCGACUAUCGCGGUGCCAAGGACAGUGGAAUGUCUGCCUUUCUGCUCAGACGUCCUGGCCCAGAGGGAGAGUGGGAGUCCAAAGAGGACGGUGAAAAUCUGGCAGGCGUCGACGUAGUUCCAAGUCUGCUCGACGUUGUAGAAUGGGUGAAGCAACGGAAUGGCUCUUAG
Molecule: messenger RNA, 741 nt
Organism: Sparassis crispa
Lineage: Eukaryota; Fungi; Basidiomycota; Agaricomycetes; Polyporales; Sparassidaceae
Exons: 6
Coding region: 1-741 (246 amino acids)
Source: RefSeq, a predicted model, not a curated record